GGACGGCAGCGGGCGCCAUGUCAGGUGCAGUUCGCCCCACCAACAGCGUCCACACUUCCGUUUCCUAAAGACAGGGAGCCGCAACAUCAACAGCCACAGACAACCAUAUCAGUUAAUAACAUAAAACUCGUAUCAUUACAAGCGGAGUGAGUAUGUCGGGGCAGAAGCGUCCUUCGGACCCCUGCGGCCCCUCGUCCUCCGGGGCGCCGCCGGAGAAGCGGAGGGAGAGGGAGGGAGAGGACGGAGCCCCCGGUGUCAGUACCGGGGGGAGCACCGCGGUGGAGACGGUCAUCAAACUGGGAGGGGUGUCCAACUCAGAAGAACAAGACAUCAGGGCUCUCCAGACAAAGAACCGAAAGUUGGGAGAAUCUCUUGAUCAAAGACAGGUCAUUGAGGAUGAAUUGCGAGAGCGAAUUGAGAGACUGGAGACCCGUCAGGCCACUGAUGAUGCCAGUCUGCUGAUCCUCAACAGAUACUGGAACCAGUUUGAUGAAAACGUUCAACUGACCAUCAGACGUUAUGACCAAGCGAGCAGCGAGCCUGAGAAAUCUCAGACUGGUGAGGGACGGAGCCUGAAGCCGGAUACUCCAGAACCUGAUGGCGACUCCAACCAGGAGCGGGCCAAGGACAGAGGCAACCAGGGAGAGCCAAACAACUCUUUCCUGGCCACGUUGGCGAGCAGCAGCAGUGAGGAGAUGGAGGCUGAGCUCCAGGAGAGGGUGGAGAAAAGCCAGAAGCAGGCCAGCCACGUGGUGGAGAUUUAUGAGUGUCUGAAGAGGACCGUGGACCAACUGAAGACAGAGCUGGACUCUGGAGCUGACGGCAGUCUGUGGCAGGCAGCUUCCAAACUGAAUACCCUCCUGACCAAUGAAAACAAGCGGCUGCAACAGCUGACAGAGGACUUUAAGCAGAAGCACAGUCACAUGACCAGUCAGACUCGUCCUCUGGGUCGUGCGGCUAACAAAGCGGACCAGCGUGUCAGCGAGCUGCAGGUCCUGAUCGAGGAGCUGCAGUGGGACAUGGAGAAGAUCCGCCGCCGCGAGAACAGACUGAACGCUCACCUGACUGAGAUACUGGAGAGGGUGAACAGCAAAGGCUAUAAGGUGUGUGGGGAGGCCAGCAGCGUUUGUGGGACCAUCACUAUUAACAAGAGAAAGUUUGAAGAAAUGAACAGUGAUAUGGAGGAGAACACGGAGCUGGCAGACAACCGCUUCGUCGAGCUGCAGAAGCUCCAGCAGGACCUGCAGAGUGUGCACCAGGAGAACAACAACAUGAAGGCGGAGCUGCUGAUCCGAGCAGAGGGCGUGGUCAAAGAGACUUCUGAGUAUCGCUGCUUACAGUCACAGUUUUCUGUGCUCUACAACGAGUCUCUGAUCCUGAAGUCUCAGUUAGAUGAGACACGUGCUCGUCUCAACACCACCAGGACGGCGAGGCUCCGACAGCUGGAGCACAUGGAGAAUGACGAGGUGGCUCUGCAGAGGAAGGUUCGUACGGAGGUGUUUCAGCUGGAGGACACACUGGCUCAAGUCAGGAAGGAGUACGAGAUGUUGCGCAUUGAAUUUGAACAGACGCUUGCUGCCAACGAGCAAGCAGGUCCCAUCAACAGGGAGAUGCGUCACCUGAUCAGCACGUUGCAAACACACAACCAGCAGAUGAAGGGAGAGGUGGUGAAAUACAAGAUCAGACUGAGAGAGACUCAAGCUGAGCUCAACCAGGUCCGCGCCUCAAAGGGAAAUGCCAUCCUCCAGUCCCAGUCCAGCACAGAGAUGGACGUGAAGGAUGAGACCACCUCUCCUUCGACACCAGCCGUCUCCGGGGAGCCUGUGGUCAAAUCAGAGGCUGACAACGGCUCCUCCACACCCAGCAGCACUGGAGCCUCUGUGAAAACUGAGCCUGGAGCAGAACCUGAAGCAACCGUAAAAGAGGAGGAGAAAGAUGAGAAGAAAGAAAAGGAGGAAAAGAGAGAAAAGGACAUUAUAAAGAAAGAGGAGAAAGACAGAGAGCGUGAGAAAGAGAAGGAAAAGGAGAGAGAGAGGCCGACUCGCAGCAGUGGGAGCAGCAGUGUGAUGAAGGAGGAGAGGACCAGCAGCAGCCAGCCGGAGGAGUCGGCCGGGGAGCGCCUCUCCAUCGGGGGGUCCAAGAGGAAAGAGAUGGAGCAGCUGAAGAUCAUAAGAGCCGAACUCAAGAAAGCCCAGGAGUCCCAGCGGGAGAUGAAGCUGCUGCUGGACAUGUACCGCUCAGCGCCAAAGGAGCAGAGGGACAAGGUCCAGCUCAUGGCUGCAGAGAAGAAGUCCAAGUCAGAGGGAGAGGAGCUGCGGCAGAGGCUGAGGGAGCUUGAGGAGCGGGAGAGGAGGGAGGGCAAAAAGAUGGCGGACGAAGAAGCUCUGAGGAAGAUCCGCUCUGUGGAGGAGCAGAUCGACAUCCUCAACAAGAAGCUCUCCAUAGCAAAACAGGAGGAGGACGCCCUGCUGAGCGAGAUGGACGUGACGGGACAGGCCUUCGAGGACAUGCAGGAACAGAACAUCCGUCUGAUGCAGCAGCUCAGGGAAAAAGACGAUGCCAACUUCAAGCUGAUGAGCGAGCGGAUCAAGUCCAACCAGAUCCACAAGCUGCUGAAAGAGGAGAAGGAGGAGCUGGCAGACCAACUGCUGACUUUAAAAACUCAGGUGGAUGCCCAGCUGCAGGUGGUGAGGAAGCUUGAGGAAAAGGAGCGCCUCCUGCAGGGCACCAUCAGCACUGCUGAGAGAGAGCUGGCACUUCGAACACAAGCGUUAGACAUGAACAAACGCAAGGCUCAGGAGUCUGCGGUGCUGUCGGAGGAGGUGCGAACCCAGCUGGAGCAAGUUCAGCUGAGGCUCAAACUGGUCAGAGAGGAGGUCAUAGAGAACAGCAUCUCCAGGGAGAAAGAGUCCUUUAAUGCCAGACGAGCACAGGAGGACAUCUCCAAACUAAGGGGAAAGAUCGAGAAGGCCAAGAAACCAGCAGAGAAAAUCAGCAACGGAGACGACAUCCUUAAUGAAGAAAUCAGUGACUAUAAGGCGCGCCUAACGUGUCCUUGCUGCAACUCCCGGGUGAAGGAUGCAGUCCUGACAAAGUGCUUCCACGUCUUCUGCUUCGAGUGCGUAAAGACGCGCUACGACACACGCCAGAGGAAGUGCCCCAAGUGCAACGCCGCCUUCGGAGCGAACGACUUCCACCGCAUAUACAUCGGCUAAAGCUGCGUUUCCCAGUGCACACUUGAAGGAAGAGGAAAAAGGUCAACAAGAAAAAGUGGUGGUGCAAACAGUGCCAGGAGCGAGACUCAUCACAGCGCUCACAUGUCUCCUCUGAACACGUGCCUCCCCCCCGCUGCUGUGUGUGUGCAGGAAAGCAUCAGUGUGACUUCUUCAGAUGAUUCCAGCGUCAGAGGGCCGCCGUGAUGCUCUGAAAUGAACGCUUUAAUAUUUCUUUUGUUCUUAAUAAUGACUGAAUUCAGCUUCUCCCAUCCACAACUGUACUGCUUUAACGAUUCCAGAAACUGGGGCAGAAAGAAUGUAGAGGAAUAAGACACUGCGAGUUUGCAUUUGUGUGGAGUGUGUGCGUGAGUGAGAACAGCCAAUUACACAAACCAGUAUACAAAGAAAAAGAUUAGUAAAAGUGUAGUGGAUGUUUGUUUUAAUGUUGGGUAUGUGUGUCAUUCAUCAUUUCUUAUUAUGUUUCUUUUUUUAUUAUUUGAAAAUCUCUCUUGAUGCUGUGUAAUUGCUGUUCUAUUAGUUAUUAAAGUGACAUCUUAACUGUCCGGAUUCUGUUUCCAAAUCACAAUUUUCUGCAUCUCACAUGGUUAAUAAACCCAGAGAAUAAUCAUAACAUUUGACCUAGAGUAUUAAACGACAAACCCCAGUGUGCAAAUCUCACUUUCCUCCACCCCUCCUCCUGAAUAUUCAGACGUGUUUGCAUACAGGAAUCUGUCGUUAGAAACGCUGGAAGGAAGGGCGCGCCAUGCGACAAGGGAGGUUUCUUUCAUAGAUUGUGUCACAUAAUCCAUCAGGGCAGACCAUUUGAUGCAAGCUCAGAGACAAAGGAGCACCAAACCUGACUCGCGUGGAGCUCAGCGCUGAAAUAAGAAGCUUUAGAGACUCGUGGUCAGCUCAACGUCACCGCGUUUUAGCGUUUCCUCAUACGCGCAAAACUACAACAGAAAAACUUUCGGGGGGCAUUUCUGAACUAUCUAUUUUUUGAAUUACUUUUAGCUGCAUUUGGACUCCCGGUCAGAUAUCUGGAUCGGUGCUGGUUCUUAUGCCUUUGACAGUU
Molecule: messenger RNA, 4290 nt
Organism: Trematomus bernacchii (emerald rockcod)
Lineage: Eukaryota; Metazoa; Chordata; Actinopteri; Perciformes; Nototheniidae
Gene: rnf20
Product: ring finger protein 20, E3 ubiquitin protein ligase
Exons: 22
Coding region: 153-3215 (1020 amino acids)
Cellular component (GO): HULC complex; nucleus
Molecular function (GO): metal ion binding; ubiquitin protein ligase activity
Source: RefSeq, a predicted model, not a curated record